GUCGGUCUCGCGCAGAGGAGCAGGAGGGCGCGCGCAUGCUCGUGCACGAGGCGGAAUGAACGCUAAUGUGGAAGAUGGCGGCGGAGGGAGGUGGGAAGGAGUCGAACGAAAUUAAAACUCAGUUCAGCACACGGGAGGGCGUCUAUAAACUCCUGCCGAACUCCGAGUACAGCCGGCCGAACCGCGUGCCCUUCAACUCGCAGGGCUCGAGCCCGGUGAAAGUCUCGUUCGUGAACGUGAACGACCAAUCCGGUAACGGCGAGAGAAUCUGUUUCAGUGUGGGCCGGGAGCUUUACUUUUACAUUUAUAAAGGCGUCAGGAAGGCCGCUGACUUGAGCAAACCCGUAGACAAGAGGAUAUAUAAGGGAAUCCUUCCCACGUGUCACGACUCCAACGUGCUGACCGCCACAGCGGAGAGCGUCUCACUGCUGGUGGGCUUUUCUGCAGGGCAAGUACAGCUCAUUGACCCCAUCAAAAAGGAAACCAGCAAACUUUUUAAUGAAGAUAGAGUAAUUGAUAAGUCCCCGGUGACGUGUUUAAAGUGGGUGCCGGGUUCAGAGCACCUGUUCCUGGUGGCUCACAGCAGCGGAUGUUUGUACCUGUACAAUGUGGAGCACACCUGUGGAACGACUCCGCCGCAUUACCAGCUCCUGAAGCAGGGCGAGAGCUACGCCGUUCACACCAACAAGAGCAAAUCGGCCCGCAAUCCUUUCCUCCGCUGGACGGUGGGCGAAGGCGCGGUCAACGAGUUUGCGUUCUCGCCCGACGGGAAGUUUCUGGCCUGCGCCGGUCAGGACGGCUUCCUGCGGGUCUUUUGCUUCGACUCGGCAGAACUGCAAGGCAGCAUGAAGAGCUACUUCGGCGGGCUCCUGUGCGUUUGCUGGAGCCCCGACGGACGGUACGUAGUGACCGGCGGGGAAGACGACCUCGUCACGGUCUGGUCGUUUUCGGACUCCCGGGUUAUCGCUCGCGGACGAGGGCACAAGUCGUGGGUGAGCGUCGUGGCGUUCGAUCAUUGCAUCACUAGCGUUCAAGACUGCGAAGCGCCGGCGGAGUUCAGCGCGAGCGACGAAGACUUCCAAGACCAAGUGCAAUUCAAUGGAAGUCGCGAACGCGCAAAUAGCGCGCAAUCUAGACUAUCAAAUAGGAACUCUACGGAUGGACGCGGCGUUAGCGUGACGUACCGGUUUGGCUCGGUCGGUCAGGACACCCAGUUAUGCUUAUGGGACCUUACAGAAGACAUCCUGUUUCCAUUAUCCAGAACCAGGACUCAUACGAACGCAAUGAGUGCAGAAACCAGUUCUAACGGAAACAAUAGCACGAAUUCUCCACUACCGCGCUCGAAUAGUUUGCCACACUCGUCAGGCAGCAGCCCGAACAGCCAGAAACCCGCCAGCAGCAUCGUAGACAGCGUCAGCAAGUUCGCCACGCUAGCUUUGCACGAAGCGCGUAAGGAGCCGCCUCAGGAAAAGGAGCACAAACGCAAUCACAGCAUGAGCUACAUCAGCAACAAGAGCAGCGACAAGCUCAACCAGAUCAUCGGUGCGCGAGCGGCUAAAUCGCACGCCGCUAAGACGCUGGGAACGAGCUCGUGUCCGCGCAUGGAGGAAAUCCCGCUGCUGGAGCCGCUGGUUUGUAAGAAAAUCGCCCACGAGAGACUCACCGUGCUGAUCUUCCUUGAGGACUGUCUGGUCACUGCCUGUCAGGAGGGCUUCGUUUGCACGUGGGCACGGCCCGGAAAAGUGGGUCUGUUGUUGUCCCAAAACCCAGCCAACUCUCCCAGCGGGACGGUCGUAUAACCGGACCUUCAGACGCAUUAUAUCUUUACUGUUCACACUGAAGCCUGUCGAGAUCAUAUUUCACUUUAAAAUCAACAAAGAAAAUAUAUUUUGCAUAAACAAAAUGAAGCCAUUUAAAUUGUAUGCAUUAUUUUCAUGACAAUUAAACACGUCUUCAGCCAAACUCUAAUUACUGUGUGAAGUACAACCGAGUUUAAUUAAAAGCAAAAUAAUUGGAUGGUUUUCACUACUGUAUUAUGAUUCUUUUUUUCACGUUACAAUAAGCUACUGUGUGCAAUUGUCUUGAAUACAAUAAAAACGAAUGUUCAUUUGGGGGGAAAUA
Cyprinus carpio (common carp) is the source of this 2121-nucleotide messenger RNA. RefSeq names its product WD repeat domain 20b (gene wdr20b). The record is from RefSeq and is a predicted model, not a curated record. Gene Ontology annotation, molecular function: protein binding. NCBI's taxonomy places the organism in Eukaryota, Metazoa, Chordata, Actinopteri, Cypriniformes, Cyprinidae.